GUCAAUGACUUGAAAGUACUUGCAGUGUGCGGUUGGCGUUGCGUGUAGCAACCAGUGGUAGUGGUGACGGGAUUCUACCCACUAAACUGGCUUGCUCCUCUCUCUCGCUGUUUGGUUCACCGCUCCGUGCUUCACCGCACGAGUCGGAAAGAGACAUCGGUGUCAAACGGCAGCGCUGUAGCUUCUGCUCUGAGCAGCGCUCAGACCCAGAUGAAACGGCCAACGCUGUUACCGAUCCUUCUCGCCAGCCUGGCGGCGGCGGCGGGGAAACACAGCUUCAGCUGGGAUCUGAAAGAGUUGGCGCCUAAAGAGCGUUUUGCCAUCCUGGCUCACCACAACCGUCUCAGGAGCAAAGUGCAACCUCCUGCAGCCAACAUGCAGAAAAUGGAGUGGAGUGAGAAGCUUGCCCGACUGGCACAGAUGAGGGCGAGCAGUUGCCAGAGGAGUCAGCAGGACCAGCAGAUUCAGGUGGCAGAGGAGGAAGAGAUUGGCUGGAAUUAUCACACCACUGUGGAUGCUGGAGUAUCUGUCUCAAAUGUCAUCGACCUGUGGUUCAGAGAGGCUCAGAAUUACCACUACCACACAGGGCAGUGCAAGUACAAUGCCUCUUGUCAGCAUUAUACACAGCUGGUCUGGGCCACUUCGAGCAAGGUGGGAUGUGGCAAGCACAUUUGUGUUCACGAUGAGCAAUGGACGGUGAUUGUUGUCUGUGCCUAUUCUCCAGGAGGAAACUGGGAAAUCAAUGGGAGAAUAAUCAUUCCAUAUAAAGAAGGACCUUCAUGCUCCCUCUGCACUUCCCGUAUGUCAGGCUGUUUUAAAUCCUGGGAUCACCAUGGAGGUUUGUGUGAGGUGCCAAGGAACCCAUGUCGGAUGAGCUGUAGUAAUAGAGGCCAGCUGAACGUGAGCUCAUGUCGAUGCGAGUGUCUACCAGGAUUCACUGGAAGGUAUUGCCAAGUCAGGUGCAGCCUGCAGUGUAUUCACGGCAAGUACAGAGAUGAGGAGUGCUCCUGCAUCUGUGACGUGGGAUAUGGUGGCGCGCUGUGUGGGGAAAAACUGGAAUUUCCAUUCCACACCUGUGAUAUCCAGAUCGACGGGGACUGCUUCAUGGUCUCUCCAGAAGCAGAUACUUAUUAUGGAGCCAAGAAUAAAUGUCAGGAGCGCGGUGGAAUUUUAGCACAAGUUAAAAACCAGAAAGUGCAGGAUAUCCUGGCCUUUUACCUUGGCCAGCUGGAGAACACCAAUGAGGUUACCAACCCUGACUUUGAAACACGCAACUUCUGGAUUGGCUUAACAUAUAAAACGUCGAAAGACUCAUUCCGUUGGGACACCGGGGAGACUCCCUCCUUUUAUAGCUUUGCAUUUGGGCAGCCGGAUAAUCAAGGGUUUGGAAACUGCGUUGAGUUGCAAAUUUCCAGCGCAUUUAAUUGGAAUGACCAGCGCUGCAAGACUCGUAACCGAUACAUCUGCCAAUUCCGAGAAGAGCAUGUUGCACGCUGGGAAUGAAGGAACAAGUCAGUUGUGUUUCCACAGGGGAGAAAAGAGGCCACCUUCACUUUGUUCCUGAGCUCCACUAACCACUACAGUAGUUUAGUGACUGGGAUUGUAGGUCUGGAAUUAUGCUGAAAGUCAGGUUCAUUUUGUGGUUAAUUAUUGUUCCAGCCCUCCUGAAAUUGGGCAGGUAGUAUACUUUGGAUUGUAAACUCUGCUAUAAAUGUACAAGGGGGUUUGUUUCUGAGGAAGGGAGUAUUACGUAGGAGGUCCUGGCGUUCUACUGAUUGAGAAAGCAAGGUUGUUGCGCUGCUGAGUUUAGUGAUCCCUUAGGUAGAGCAUUGUUAAAGCCAAUAUUCAUUAGAGUGCUAGCUCUCAGGAAUAUCCCCCUGCUGAAUACUGGGAUGUGGGUCACUGUCUGCAGCUUGCACAAAGCCAUCUCCUGGUUUUAGUCAUGCCCGGUUGCCAAGACACUUCCCACAGGGAAAGCAGGAGUAGAAUCUGCCAUGUUGGCAGACGGAUGCCUUUUGUUAGUCUGCCUUCGCUUGCCUGGUGGUGGAAGCCCCUCCUUGCUUUUUGUUUUGCUGAGACCAGGAUGGUGCUGAGUCCAAAAUUCUGGAGUUUGGGUCUGGGUUGGGAGGGUGGGGAGGAGGGUAAGAUUCACAUUAAAAGGUGUGUUGCAUUGUCCUUCCCCCCCCCCCCCCCGGGUGUAUGAAAAUCCAAAAUAAAAUUUGCAGAUGCUGGCAAUCUGAAAUAAAAAACAAAUGCUGGAAAUGCUCAGCCGGUCAGGCAGCACCUGGGGGGAGGGAAGCAGAGCGAGACCCCUUUCCACUGACGCUGCUUGAGCUGCUGAGUAUUCCCAGCCAUGUUUUGGGUUCUGCCUGUGUGGAAACAUUGUCCUCAACCCUUACAGCUGGAGCUGCAGCUUCAUCCACCAUACUUUGGGGAGUUAAAAGGGCAGGUGUACUCACAUUGAGAAGACUGUACCAAACCACUACUAAAUAAACUAAUGGAUUGUAUGUCAUACAGUAUGUUGUCUUUAUAGCAGUUCUCUUUAAUGAUGUUAGUAAAAUAAAAGAUGUUAAAAUCUUAUUAAAAUAACUAGUUUGGUGUUGAAAACAGCGCUGUAUGGAAAUUCACAGCAUUGCAGCCAUUUCUGUCUCCACUGAAAGCUGAACUGACUGCCUCUGACUUGUGGUGAUCGACUUAGCAAGGAACAGAACAGACCAGACCUGCCAGGAUCAAUAAGCCUUCAUGCUUUUCUGGAUCUUCCCCAGUCUCUCCGCCACCUCCCCAUGUCAUGCCUUUCUUCAGAAUGCCACAUAACUGUCUCUCAAGCUCAUCUGGUUGACACAUAACAUUUGAAAACACUGGCAAAGUGGGUCUUGCUGUGUUGUUUCUCCAAUAGAAUUAUAGGCUGCUUGCAACACAGAAUGAGGCCCUUUAGCCCUGUUCCGGUUUUCAGACUGCACAACCUAAUCUCACCUUGCAGUAUUUGAUCCAUAGCCCGACAGGUCUGUGUGCUGUUUAAAUGUGGUGAGGGUUUCUGCCUCUACCCUACAUUGAGGCAGUGAGUUCCAGUCCCUUAUCAGCCACUCGAUGAAAAACACAUUUUCUCAUCUUUCCUGUAAUUAAAAUUUUUGAUCCCUCACCUAAAGGAAAGAUGUCCUUCAGAUUUACUCUGUUUAGGUCCCUGGCCUGUCCCGUCUUUCCUCAUUGCUAAAAUUUCUGAGUUUUGGCAGCGCCUUCGUGAAUCUUCUCUCCACCCUCUGUAGUGCAAUCAUACGUCCACAUAAUGUGGUGACCGGAACUGCAUGCUGUACUCAAGCUGUGGCUUAAUCUAGAAUAACCAGCUUGCUUUUAUAUUCUGUGC
Messenger RNA from Pristis pectinata (smalltooth sawfish), 3361 nucleotides. Its product is annotated as C-type lectin domain family 18 member A-like. The record is from RefSeq and is a predicted model, not a curated record. The transcript is spliced from 12 exons. The coding region runs from base 211 to 1503 and encodes 430 amino acids. Lineage: Eukaryota; Metazoa; Chordata; Chondrichthyes; Rhinopristiformes; Pristidae.